Molecule: messenger RNA, 657 nt
Organism: Episyrphus balteatus (marmalade hoverfly)
Lineage: Eukaryota; Metazoa; Arthropoda; Insecta; Diptera; Syrphidae
Product: protein C19orf12 homolog
Exons: 2
Coding region: 200-622 (140 amino acids)
Source: RefSeq, a predicted model, not a curated record
GGUCAUCCCCGAACACCAAAAGAACUCCUACUUCACUACAAAACUUAUCAAGCGCACAAUUAUUUAAAAUCCCAGUGUAAUUGCCAGUUAAAUAAUUGUUUCCUUAUCAAAAAGUACAAAUUUUAUCAACAAAAUCCUUUGCUCAAUAAAGUUCAAAGAUCACAAUAACCUGACAGCAACAGGCAACAGAGCAUCCAUUAUGCCUAUCAACAAUCGUGAAUUAAUGAAGGCAAUUUCCAUUGUCUCCGAUAAUGCAAAUGUUCGAGUUUGUGUUAAACAAUCUGGCAAAGGUGCAAUGGUUUGUGGAGCAAUUUGUUUAGCUGGUGGACUAUUGUUAGGACCUCCAGGGUUAGCAAUUGGUGGAACAGUUGGAGGACUAACAGCAUACAAAAUGUCAUCAGGCACCUUCCGGCCAAUUGGUGAAAUUCUUAUGAACGAUCUAACCGAACGACAACAAGAACAAUUGGUUCAACAUGUUCAAGCUGCUGUUGCUGAUGUUGGUGUCUCUGAUUUGGCACUUUUAAUACCUCUUUUGGCCAGAAAUGCUGAUAUCCAAACGGCAGUUCUGAGAACAGUCACCUCGUUCGUUACAAACGAACUUCGUUUGCAAAUUAUUGAUUGACCCUAAGAAUUGCCAAUGUUUGUUAUCUAUUUAAG